AUGUCAGAAUUCAUCUCGUUCCUACCGCCUCCUGGUCUCGCUCUAGCCAACUAUGAUUCGGCUGCACUGCACACAACACAGCCGCAAGACGUGCCAGAAAUCUUCCGCGACGCCAUGAGCGUGCGCGAAGAUGUCUUUGUCAAAGAGCAAAACAUUGCACUGGAGAACGAGGUCGACAUGGACGACGCUCGCAGCUUCCACUGGGUUGCUUACGCCUCGGUCGGCACAUCCAGCACCGACGGCAAUGCUGCCAUGGAGGGCGUAACCAAAGACUCUGCAACCACUGCCGAGAAUACUGGUCGCAAGGGCAGUACCGCCAUGAGACUGCCCGUCGGCACAAUCAGACUGGUCCCACCUCCUCACCCUCCUCAUCCUCAGCCGGGCUCAAGUCACAAAAUCGACAACCACGAGGGCUUGCCGCAGGACAUGCAAAGUGGUCUAAGCAAGACCGAGAUGCAUGAUGGCAAGGAGGCAUACAUUAAGCUCGGUCGCUUGUCUGUUCUUCAACCUUUCAGAGGACUCGGACUCGCUCGUCUUCUGAUCGAUGCUGCCCUCAGCUGGGCAUCCAACAACGCCGACAAGAUCCUCCCACCCAUGUCUCCUGCAGCAGCUGAGCAGCGCAAGCUCGAGCUUGGAGGCGGAGUUGAGGUCGAAGACGUGUGGAGAGGGCUUGUGCUGGUACAUGCACAGGCACAUUUGGAAAAGUACUGGGCACUGUUUGGCUUUGUCAGAGACGAGAGCAUGGGCACUUGGGAAGAAGAAAACAUCAUGCAUGUGGGUAUGUGGAAGCGUGUGGAGCUG
Messenger RNA from Aureobasidium melanogenum CBS 110374, 801 nucleotides. RefSeq lists its product as uncharacterized. The transcript has 2 exons. The record is from RefSeq and is a predicted model, not a curated record. The annotation marks the transcript as partial. Lineage: Eukaryota; Fungi; Ascomycota; Dothideomycetes; Dothideales; Saccotheciaceae. Gene Ontology annotation, molecular function: acyltransferase activity, transferring groups other than amino-acyl groups.